AUGGGGCACCUCCGCUCCCAUUGGUACGUUGACGGUGGUGGCACGUCAGUGGAAAUCGGCUCAAGGCUAAAAAUUAAGCAUGGGUCAGAAGAGAAGAGAGAAGGAAAGAUAGUGAACGGAUACCUCAAGAUAAUGAGCCUCGGUAAACUAUUUGGAAACAAGCAGACGGAUCGCGUUUAAGGAAAGGAGAGGAAGAUGAUAUAGAGUGGAUUGCAGUCAACAAAUCCGUUCUUUUUGGGGCUUUUGUGUGGCCCCAGCUCCGGUGCAUCUCCCUUCUGAGAUGGAAGCUGAGGCAGCAGCGCCUCCAACCCCCAGCAGCGCUCCCUUGUGGCGGCUUGAGGAACGGCGGGCCAGGAAGCCAGCUUCGGCCAACAUCUUCGGCGGGGUGGCGCUUUGGCAACUCCAGAAACUUUUCCAAGCAGCGGGCGACCAGGACGCGGAGCAGAGGGCCCAGCUGGUCUGGGGUCAGGGGGGUGAGGCGGAGCUGGCCCAGGCCCUGAUAGGGCUGAGGGCCCGGGGCCGUCGUCGAGGGCUGAAGACCCACCGCAGAGAUGGGCAGAUGGGUUCCCGCUGGCUGAGGGCCUUCCAUCACAUGAGGAUUCGCGAGGCUUCCCCGAACAGUCGUGGCGUCGGUUCAAACGAAGACAGCAGCAGCAGCAGCAGCGUCAACAACCACAACGAUGACGACGAGGACGAGGACGAGGCGGAGGAUUCAGAUAAAGAAACACUCUGUCCUGUAGAACCGUGCACACAGACCCAGGCGAAAGAUGUCUCUGGGGCCACAGUUUCUCUGCCCCACAGCCAGGGUUCAAUCGACACUCCUGACGAGCUGCGCCGGGCUGGCCCCGGGCUACGGCGGGGCUCUGAAAGCCGUCCAGAACGAUACCUCCAUCACAUUAUUCACUAACUCCACCCCAAGCCGGGCUGUCGUCUCCAGCCCUCUCUGUGUGGCUGAAUGUCUUCCUGAGGAGAUGAGACCAGUAGACGAUCUUCUCUCAAUACUUGAACUGCCAUGUUUGGACUCGGUGAUGCUGCUCUGUGUGUGUGUGUGUGUGUGUGUGUGUGUGUGUGUGUGUGUGUGUGUGUGUGUGUGUGUGUGUGUGUGUGUGUGUGUGUGUGUGUGUGUGUGUGUGUGUGUGUGUGUGUGUGUGUGUGUGUGUGCGCGCGCGCGCGUUUGAACGUGAACCAGGGUGAAACUAUUUGUAUAUCUACCCCCACUACUGAACCGAAACUGAAACAAACCUUCAGUGGUUUUAGGCAAGGAAGUGUAUUUCAUAACUGCAGGGCGUUGCAGUUCCCAGAUGAAAAAGUGCAUUAUGUAAACGGGAAAUCUAUGAACUCUUAGCUCAUCAAGGGUGUAGCAAUGCUUUGGACAAUGACUGUCUCUCUCAAUGGAUGCCUUAUGACGCAAAUAUAGAACACGAAUGCACCAGUAAAUGGAAGUUCCAGGUUCAGAAUUAGUUUCAUGGCGAAUAUAAAUAGUGUUGCAAAAAGCUUGGCAAAACUUUAUUGAAUCAGGAUCUGUCCCCCUACUCGGCCUGAAUUACAACAACCUUUCCGACCCAUGUGAUGCAGGACAAUGGGUCGUGGUGAAUCAAAACUCAAACCAAAGACACUAAAGAGUGGUCUCUUCAAUGAUCAUCCCAAAGAAAAUGACUGAUAUGUAUGAGUUGUGAUUUGUGCAUACUUGUAAGUUAAAUGUCAAAGGGUUGUGUGUUAACCAUUCAACAAGUUUAUUAGUUGAAUCAUGAGUUUCCUUCACAACUGUGUACACGUAAUAACUUUUGGAUAUUUUUAACAGUUUAUACAGGUGGGUAAAUGUUCAUUUUAGCAUAAGGUAUCCACAGCAAGUGUGUUACGAUGUGGAACAUAUGUUUAAGAAAUGUUUUUACACUAAGGGUACAAAAUUAUUUAAAAGCACAACAUGCUUUAGUAUUCUCCUUGUUGGUCUCUUGAUUGAAAUGAUAACACACACACACACACACACACACACACACACACACACACACAGA
This is a messenger RNA of Gadus chalcogrammus (walleye pollock), 2012 nucleotides long. It is a transcript of the gene avpi1, whose product is annotated as arginine vasopressin induced 1. The transcript has 3 exons. Bases 281 to 907 code for a protein of 208 amino acids. The record is from RefSeq and is a predicted model, not a curated record. Lineage: Eukaryota; Metazoa; Chordata; Actinopteri; Gadiformes; Gadidae.